AUGGAACAAACUUUUGCGGAUGCUUUGGAGCGGACAGAUGAUAUUAUUGAGACUGUCCAGCAGCACCCCCCUCCUUUGAGACCCACGCCUAGUGGGGAGAAAUCUCUUCAUGAAAAGCUCUAUGACAUUUAUGUUGAGGAAUGUGGAAAAGAGCCAGAGGUAGAGGGCCUCAGAAGCAAUGUCAACUUGCUGGAGAAGCUGAUGAAGAAAGAGUCGUUGCCCUGUUUAGUGGUCAACCUGUACCCUGAAAAUCAGGGCUAUUCUCUCAUGCUCAAGGACAAACAUGGAGUCCUUGUAGAGCCCUUUCCAGUGCCUUAUGUCGGAAAGAAACUGCUCGAAUAUUUGGAUGCCGAAGAGUUACCUUCUCUUCUGAUUGAUAUCCUGGAAAAGUCUCCUGUGAAUGUUUUUCACCAUGGCUGUGUCAUAGCAGAAAUCCGAGACUACAGACGGUGCAGAGACAACGCCUGCCCUCCUGGGGAGCUUUGUGAAGAGCCCGCUGUGUCACCCGCUGAGUCUUCUGCUGCCUACCAAACACGGCAUGUUCUAUUGCGUCCCACGAUGCAGUCUCUAGUAAGUGAUGUGGAGUCCAUAACAAGUGAUAACCGUCAGUGGACUGAGGAAGAGAAACUUGAACUUGAGAGGCAACUGAUCUUAGCUACAGCAGAGCCACUGUGUCUGGACCCCUCUGUUGCUGUCACCUGCACAGCCAACAAACUGCUGUUUAAUGAGCAGAAGAUGAUGACAGACUCCAUGAGACACUGCUACAUGACUCAGGGGUGGCCCUACGUAGAACAGGACGAAGAACGGUAUAUACGUCCAACUCCUCCGAAUAUUGCAACAGUGAUGGCUUGGAGAAAACGAGCAGGCAUCAGACUAGGUGACCGGUAUGAUCCGAAUAUUACUGAAGCAGGAAAGUGUGUAGAAACGUGGAAGAAGAGAUCCUGUGGACUGGUGGCCCCAGCAGAAGUGGAUGUGGAUAAAUAUGCUGGAGGGAAGCCGUUUGUGCCCCGUUAUUACUCAGAAUCAGCAGCCUGCUCAACUUCUAAGAUAAAACAUGGUUAUGUGUUUGAGUGUGAAGGGGGCAGUCAGCCACGGGAAACAAAGACAAGUAUGACACAGACCCUUAGUGAGCCAUUUUUCUCUACUGAAGUAAAACCAAUAGAGGGCAGACGUGAUAGCCAGAUGUAUCUUCCCCAAGUUGCCGCACCUAAAUGUUUGCUUGGUUCUCCAGCUGGAGACAAGAUUGAGUCUAGGAAGGUAAAACCUUUGGAUGUGCGCCAAGGGUCUGUCCGGAACAAGGCUGAGUGUCUAGGCAAAAUGCCGCAGGGGCCCACUGACUCCAUCUCUGUUGGUCAGCCCUCCCUAGGAAAGGAGGCUACAUCCCAUUUAGUGCCUUCUUCAAGCAUAGAGAGGAGAAUUAAGGCCCCAGCUCCACUGUUCACACAGCCUUCCACUUCAGGACAGGGUUCUUCAGCAGGCAAUCCUCCCCCUGUAGCAGUCAGAGGUAGGAAGCUUCCAAGACUUGCUUCUUUCCCCACAUCAGCCAGCCCGGCUCCACAAACCUUUUGGAGAGUGAGCAGUAUUAACAUCCGUCCUCCAGCAGUUCAACCCUCUGUCAGCUUGUCAGAGAGUAGUCCAGCUCCCCAGGGCCCCAGCAGUGGCACUGGCCAAAAUGUCAUCAGUUUGUUUGGCCAAGCACAGAGGGGCCCUGUUUUGAUGACCAGUUCAUCCCACGUGCUGAGCUUUCCCACGGGUGCCCCAACAUCUACACAAACUUCUUGUACAGCCUUUCUGCGUCCAAGAAGUCAGAUGCCCAACAUCCACUCCAGAGCACCACAACGCUCUGUGCAUACAUCUGUGAAAGUAAUUGUAAAAAAUAAUAAGUCAGUUCCGAUAACUGUCAGGUUUUCACCUGGCUCUGUCAUUUUGCACCCCCAGUCACAAGCGCAGCAGCAGCAGCCAUGGUUGCAACCACAGCAACCACAGCAGCAGCAGCAGCAGCAGCAGCAGCAGCAGCAGCAGCAGCAGCAGCAGCAGCCGCCGCCGCCGCCGCCUCCGCCGCCGCCACAGCUGUAUUCACAGCCAGAGCAGCAGCGAAAACCUUUGUAUGUCUUGAUUCCAAAACGGCAGCAGCCACCCAGGGCUCCUGUCCCUCCACAGCCAGUGCCACCAGCUUCUUCCCAGGGCUCCGGCAUUCAGCAACGGGCACUGUCAGCUCAGCAAGCCCGUCUCUUUAAUUUUGCUGAGUCUGGGAGGGUUUGCCAGCCUCAGGCAACUGUGGUGUGUCAGGUACACUCCCCCCAACAGAGUUCUGGGCAGAACCUUCCUUCACAGGGCUUCCAGUGCCCUGCUGCCCGGCUAGAGCAGCUGCAUGCUAGGGACCAGAGUGUGCAGCUGAGAUUUUUGCCAGGUAUAGUCACUAUGCCCAGAGCAGCCACUCAGCAUGGUCCUCGGAGACCCACAGGUGGCCAGUGCAGAGGUACAAAGAGGGGAGGUCCGCCAACUCCCCCAGACUCUUAA
Psammomys obesus (fat sand rat) is the source of this 2520-nucleotide messenger RNA. RefSeq names its product transcription factor SPT20 homolog. The record is from RefSeq and is a predicted model, not a curated record. Lineage: Eukaryota; Metazoa; Chordata; Mammalia; Rodentia; Muridae. Bases 1 to 2520 code for a protein of 839 amino acids. Gene Ontology annotation, biological process: regulation of transcription by RNA polymerase II. The transcript is spliced from 2 exons. Gene Ontology annotation, molecular function: transcription coregulator activity. Gene Ontology annotation, cellular component: SAGA complex.